CCCACCCCUGGAGGUGUUCAAGACUAGGCUGGAUGGGACCCUGGGCAACUUGGUCUAGUGCCAGACCUGCAGGCUGGUGGCCCUGCUGGUGGCAGGGGGGCUGGAACUUACAGAUCCUUGGGCUCCUUUCCAAGGAUCUGGAACAUUCUAUGAUUUGAUGGUUCUAUGACAGUAACAUGGGAGCAGAGGCCAAUCCUCACUCACAACUACCCAGGGAGCUGUCACAUGCUUUGUAAAGAGCAUCCCCAGGAGCUCUGCCCAGAGAGAUAUGCCUCCAAACUGUGGCAGUACCGUGGCUGUGGCCACCUUGCGCAGCUGAGAGCGAAGGGCUGAAGGGUGAGGUCAGGCUGCCCACUGUGACAUCAGCAAGGAUGUCACAAUGCAGGGGAUGGUUUUAGGGCCGUCAGCAGGCAGUGCUGCUUCACUUUGGCCUGGGCCAUAGAUCAUGGCUUUGGUGUUGGUUCUCGCCUUGUUGGUGAGGGCGCUAAUUGUCAGUGGCAGUGACCAUGCGGUCAUGCUUGAGCGCGUGCAGCAGCACGAGAAAGAGCAGAGGAACGGGGAGCAGAGCUGGGUGGACAUGUCGGCUCUGCUCUUUACUCUGCUGCAUUACUGGAAGAUCUGGUUCUGUACGGGACUGUUUGUCUUCCUCUUUUGGAAUAUGUGGCGGUCCCUAAAAAGGAAGCAGCAUGAGGAAGGGGGACAGCAGGAACAGCAAGAACGGGAGGAACAGGUGGAAGAGGUGGAACGUGAGGAACAGCAGGAGCAAGUGGAAGAGGAGGAACAGCUGGAACGGGUGGAAGAGCUGGAACAGGAGGAUCAGGUGGAACAUGUGGAACAGGAGGAACAGGAGGAACGGGAGGAUCAGGGGGAACAGGUGCAGCAGGAGGAACAGGUGGAAGAGGUAGAACAGGAGGACGAGGAGGAAGAAUACUUCCAUCAUUCAGCACUGACCAGAUACAUUGCACGGCGUGCCUGGGAAAAGAUGCAAGGAAAGGCCACCAAGUGCGUGCUGGUGGAGGAGCUGAUGAGCGACCUGCUGCAGACCUACACAUUUGUCUGUUCAAACAGCUUCUACCCGGUGCUGCAGCCUGCCAUUGGGGUGGGCAGCGCCUUUGAAGGCUGGAGUCCCUGUGAGGAGGACAUUGUGUACCGCCUGCUCGUGCCCAUUAAGGCCCCCCAUGGGCACGUCUUCCACCCGGAGCUGGGUGAGGAAGGGGAGGUGCUGGCAAGGAACUCCCGCAUCCGUGUGGAGCUGGUGUGCAUGUGCACAAGGGAGCAGCAGCUGGGGGACGUGCUGUGCUUCCUCCACCACUCUGAGGAGGAGCUGAGCCAAAAUCAGCAGCCCAGCCUCCUACAGACGCUCUGCACCGGCUCCUACCUGGAUGUGCAGAAAACUGCCGCCUGGUUCAACAAGCAGGUACCAAGAACCUGGAGGCUCACGCACCGGGCACACCGUUACGGCCUUAAGGUGCUGCCCUCCAGCCGCUCCUGCAAGCUCCAGGUGACAGACACCUCCAGCGGGGAAAAAGUCCACGUUGAGCUGCUGUUCGGGGUGUGCAGCAAGAGCUGCGCUGUGGCGGAAAGGAAGUACUUCGAGUACGUGGCCAGGACCGCUGGACCCAACAGCUGCCACCUGGUCUGCCUGAGGCUCUUUGCUCACAUCCUGGUGGGCAUGGGCUUUUCCACCUACGCCAUCAAGACUCUUCUCCUCCACCUCCUAGCCAUCAUCCCUUUGGAGGACUGGCGCAGGAGGCAUUUCCUGAGCCGGCUGGAGAAUCUCCUGCAGUACCUGCAAUACUGCCUUGAACGAUAA
Molecule: messenger RNA, 1813 nt
Organism: Gallus gallus (chicken)
Lineage: Eukaryota; Metazoa; Chordata; Aves; Galliformes; Phasianidae
Gene: ITPRIP4N1
Product: inositol 1,4,5-trisphosphate receptor-interacting protein-like 1
Exons: 3
Coding region: 446-1813 (455 amino acids)
Cellular component (GO): membrane
Source: RefSeq, a predicted model, not a curated record